Messenger RNA from Theileria annulata, 894 nucleotides. RefSeq lists its product as uncharacterized. The transcript has 6 exons. The record is from RefSeq and is a predicted model, not a curated record. Gene Ontology annotation, biological process: nuclear membrane organization. Gene Ontology annotation, cellular component: nuclear inner membrane. NCBI's taxonomy places the organism in Eukaryota, Apicomplexa, Aconoidasida, Piroplasmida, Theileriidae. The coding region runs from base 1 to 894 and encodes 297 amino acids.
AUGAUGUUAUUGAAAAUUUUGUUGCAAUUUCUGGUGUUUCUGGUCUACAUGGUAUUUUUGUUCAGAUACAUCAAAAUUGCCAGAGCGGGAAGGAAAUAUUUGAAGGAUAUAACUGCCGCCUCCUGUGUACCUGAUAGCAAAAACAACGGAAAGAUAGUACACAUUAACUGUAGAUUGGACAAGAGUGUGGUUAACUAUGUUGGAAAGGAGUUUUGGAGUAACAUUUACUCACACAAUGGUAUAUUCGUGGAGACCAAGGUAGAAAUAUUCCAAUGGGUUCCGAGGGAGAGAAUGACUGGAAAGUUCUAUUCUGGAGAAUUUGUAGAUCACUUGCUUCCCAGUAACAUAUUUUAUAAAAACCCAAACUUUAUCCCAAAUGUCGGUGGGUCAGGGAGGGUGUACGCUAAACAAAUUAAAAUAGGUGGAUAUAUAAUAGGGAGAGAAUGGUUUGUUAAUUUAAAUAACAAGUCAAAGCUGAAAGUUGAUGACGACGAGUGGUAUGAGCCUAGUAGUUCAGUCCCUCCAGUUGAAAUAAGUAAUCUAAACACUCAAGUGUUCAACGAUUUUCUGUACACAGGGGAUAUAAUUAACCCAAAAAUUGGCGAUAUUAGAAUAUCAUUUUACGGGAGCGAGGAUAUCGAGUUUAGUGUCAUCGGUAGACAAACGGGUACCCUAUUGGGAGAAUAUCAACUGAAACCAGUAGAAUUUUUGAACAAAAAAAUGGUCCUCGUGGCUGGAAAAUUUUACGAUAAACAAGAAUUGCAGGAUUACAUUUUCAGUCAAAUUUCCAAAACGAACAUAGAAAUCUUAAGAAUCGUUCUUAUUUUACUACUAUCUGCACUUGUUUAUGAAGAAAUUAAAUCGGAAAAGGUGUACUUGUUGAAAAUAAAUUAA